GAGUGCGUUAGUCGAAAGUAAAGCUGUCAGGAUGAAAUCGGUCGUGCUUCUUGUUGCCCUGUUUGCGGCGGUCAGCGCCAACAUCGACAUCGACUGGUCGAAGGUUCGACCGAUCGAGGAGUUCGAUCACUACUGGGCCCGUCUGCCGGCGGAGCUGCAGAUCUACCGUAAGAUGCUUCCGUCGCACCGUAUCGUCAACGGCCAGGAAGCGACGCCCGGUCAGUUCCCGUACCAGAUCGCUCUGCUGAGUAACUUUGCCGGCGGUACUGGUCUGUGCGGAGGUUCGGUCCUCACCAACAACUACAUCCUGACUGCUGCCCAUUGUGUCAUCACCGGUGUUUCGACUCCGGCUCUUGGAGGUACUGCCAUCAUCGGUGCUCACAACCGUGUCGUUGUGGAGCCAUCCCAGCAGCGCAUUUCUUUCUCGACCGCCGGAAUCAUUGCCCACCCGGGAUACAAUCCGACCAACAUCCGUAACGAUAUUGCCGUGGUGCGUCUGAACUCCCCUAUCGUCUUCAACGAUCGUGUUCAGCCUAUCCGUCUGCCAGCUCGCUCGGACUCUCGUCAGUUCGGAGGAUUCACCGGAACCGUGUCCGGAUUCGGUCGUACCACCGAUACCGGUUCUACUUCGAACGUCGUGAUGUUCACCAGCAACCCGGUCAUGACCAACGCUGACUGUAUCGCUCGCUGGAACACUGCCCUGAUCCAGCCCCAGAACGUGUGCCUGAGCGGAGAUGGUGGUCGCUCGUCGUGCAACGGUGACUCCGGUGGUCCGCUGGCCGUCCAGGACGGUGGAAGCCUCCAGAUCGGUGUUGUGUCGUUCGGAUCUGCUGCCGGUUGCUCGAUCGGUAUGCCGUCGGUGUACGCCCGUGUGUCGUUCUUCCUGGACUGGAUCGAGGCCAACUCGGACUUCACUGCUGCCCCUUAAGAUGUGAACAAUAUAGACAAAAAAUUUUUUUUUUGAAACAAAAA
Anopheles stephensi (Asian malaria mosquito) is the source of this 972-nucleotide messenger RNA. RefSeq names its product brachyurin-like. The transcript has a single exon. Bases 32 to 928 code for a protein of 298 amino acids. Gene Ontology annotation, molecular function: serine-type endopeptidase activity. The record is from RefSeq and is a predicted model, not a curated record. Lineage: Eukaryota; Metazoa; Arthropoda; Insecta; Diptera; Culicidae. Gene Ontology annotation, biological process: proteolysis.